AUGGUUCGACUCCAGAAUGGUUGGAUUACAUUUGUGCAAGACAAUCAUUUGGAAAUUGGUGAUGUGUGUGUAUUUGCGUUGAUUAACAACAUCGAAGGUUUAAUGGAUGUUGUUAUUUUCCGCACUAUAGAAGCUGCACGUUGCAACUUGUCACAAGAAGUUGAUGGGGAAAAAGAAAUGUCCCAAAUGGAAGAAACUGAUGAAGAUGAUGAUUGUGUUGAAAUCUUGGACGAUUCUCCACCAUGCCUGAAAACAAAGAAAAAAUCCCCAAUUGCAACACAGCGUCACAAGAAAAACAGAGCAGGUUCCAUUAGCACUUCAGAAAACCACAUGAAGAAAUUUGGUGGCUCGUCUUGGACUAAAGAAUUAGUAAAACGAAGACCUGAUCAGGUUCCUAGGAUGAUGAAUCCACUUACGGUAAGCGGAACAAAUAGAGCUCUUCAGAGAGCAAGGGCUUUCAAGUCUGAAUACCCUUGUUGCACGGUUGUUAUGCAUCCCUCGUAUAUCCAGGCAAAUACUUUGAAUUUGGAAGCUAAGUUUGCCCGGGAACAUCUUCUAUACAGGACUCAUGAUAAUGUGAUUCUUCGUGUUUCGGGUGGAAGAACUUGGCCUGUCAAAUUACACCAAUAUAGCAAAAAUGGACUGAAAUUCCAGAGUGGCUGGAUGAAAUUUGUGCAAGACAAUGGUUUGGAAAUCGGUGAUGUGUGUGUUUUCAUGUUGAUCAAUUAUACCGAACAUUUAAUUGAUGUAGUCAUUUUCCGCGGUAGAGAAACUGCUGAUUGCACCUUUUCACCAGGGAAAGCUCGAUCAAUUUUCAAGGAUCAGUUCAAGUCGAAAAAUAAGAAAGUAGCCGGAUGGAUGUAGUUGUUGAAGCUGAGUAUUUCUACAUGAAUACUACCCAACAUUAAUCUGAAUAUUGAAGGCAGAGUAAAAAAGGCCUGCAAAUUUAAUGAUGUCCAUGUCCUCCACUUGUUAUUUUGAUCACCCUUAUAAAGGGCAUCAUCCUAAGAACCCCUUUUGUUGUUAUGAAUUUCAACUUCAACUUGAACCCUACAUUUUGGAUGCCAUAGUUAUGAGAAAUGUUGUCUUUGUGCUUAACCUUAGCUUAGGUGGAACGGGUUCAGUGUCACCUUGGACUUGCGAGCCACUUAUAUAAGGCAAUGUAAUGAGUCUUGCACAUGAACUUGAGUGACCACAGGCAUCAUGAUGGUAGUAAACUUGUUUUCUGAUA
Messenger RNA from Pyrus x bretschneideri (Chinese white pear), 1231 nucleotides. RefSeq names its product putative B3 domain-containing protein Os03g0621600. Lineage: Eukaryota; Viridiplantae; Streptophyta; Magnoliopsida; Rosales; Rosaceae. Gene Ontology annotation, molecular function: DNA binding. The record is from RefSeq and is a predicted model, not a curated record. The transcript is spliced from 4 exons. Bases 1 to 864 code for a protein of 287 amino acids.